UGAUCCUAUUCUUUUUUCAUAUUUGUGCCGGGAACCGCAUGUGUAUGAUUAAUACUAACUAAUGAGAUAAUAUUAGAUAUUUAUAGUCAACUAUUUAUCUCGGCCUCUGUGUACCGAGUUUAAAACAAAGAAAUCUUAUGUUAUACGCCUUGUGUACACAUUCCAGAUAAGAUAAAGUUUAGUUAGUGUAUACCUAACUGUGCAGUAGUAUACUGCUUACUGCAGGGGUCCAGUGAUUGUGAUGUCAAGAAUCUCAUAAACUGUCCAUAAUGAGGCGAAGGAAGUACAAAGUGCUGUUGUGUCCGUUUGUGUUGGUCGUGUGCGUUUUAUAUUACUUCUUCAGCAUCGGCGACUACAUAUACUCUAGAAGCUUCGAGAACGAAUUCGACUACCCCCUCAACAUUGAUAUAAAACCAGUUGUAAAAGACAUAUUGUCUGGAAAAAAACCUGAUGUCAAACCUAUAAACUACUAUCCGUAUAGAUUUUUAACCAAUUCUGGCAAAUGUAAGACUAUUGAGAAGCUGGAUCUUUUUAUAGUUGUCAAAUCGGCUAUGAAGAACUUUGGUCAUAGAGAUGCAGUGAGACAGACUUACGGACAAGAGAAUGUUAUAUCUGGACGGAUUAUAAAGACACUGUUCUUCUUGGGUAUCGAUGGGCGACCAAAAUCUGAGACUCAGAGACUGAUCGACGAGGAGAUGGCGAAGCAUAAAGAUAUUAUUCAGAUAGAUUUCCAUGACAAUUAUUAUAAUAACACCAUAAAAACCAUGAUGUCGUUCCGAUGGUUGUACGAACAUUGUUCUACGGCUGACUUCUACUUAUUCACCGAUGAUGACAUGUACAUAUCUGUUAAUAACCUCAUAGACUAUGUCAACGAUCAAGCUACAAAUAAAAUACAAAUAGACAAAGAUAGCAAUUUAAGAAGUUCCGCCAAUACAGAGGAGAACGGACAGUUAUAUGCUGGUUACGUCUUCAAAUCAGGCCCGCAAAGGUUUAAAAGUAGCAAAUGGCGUGUCACUCUUGACGAAUAUCCGUGGAACAAAUGGCCGCCGUACGUCACAGCUGGAGCGUACGUCAUAUCAAACAAAUCUAUGAAAUAUUUGUAUGUGGGUAGUUUGUUUGUGAAACAUUUUCGGUUUGACGAUAUAUACUUAGGUAUUGUUGCCAAGAAAGUUGGUAUAGGUGUGAGGCAUUGCCCUCAAUUUCAUUUCUACAGAAAGAAGUACAGUAAAGAUGGAUAUAAGGACGUGAUAGCAUCUCACGGAUUUCAAGAUCACGCUGAAUUAGUGAGAGUUUGGAAUGAACAGAAUAUUAUUGUAUAAUGUGAUUUGAGUUACUAUGUAUUGCAUUUUUAGUUGCUACUUAUUUUCUUAGUGUCUACUACUGGAUAACGUUAGUAAUUACUAUUUUCUUUAAUUGCUCAAUAGGGGCAGCACUUUCGAUUUACUUAACGGUGUUGCCGUGUUAAAGUUUAGCAGAAAUUGUAGCAAUAAUUGUCGGUUAUGCGGUAUUUUUCUGUUAAAACUUUUAGCCUUGUACAUCACAAC
Amyelois transitella is the source of this 1544-nucleotide messenger RNA. RefSeq names its product beta-1,3-galactosyltransferase brn. Gene Ontology annotation, molecular function: UDP-glycosyltransferase activity; hexosyltransferase activity. The record is from RefSeq and is a predicted model, not a curated record. Gene Ontology annotation, cellular component: membrane. Bases 270 to 1319 code for a protein of 349 amino acids. The transcript is spliced from 2 exons. NCBI's taxonomy places the organism in Eukaryota, Metazoa, Arthropoda, Insecta, Lepidoptera, Pyralidae.